AUCUAGUCACGUAAAACGGAUGCAUGCUAACUCAUUAGCGUAUCGGUUUGUUGUUAGCUUUAGCGCGAGGUUGCUAAUGUUGCAUUGGCUACAACGCGAGCUAGAUUAGCCUCUAGCAACACUUUGCGGGUUUAAAGAAGGAAAAAGGACACGAUAAAGAAAAAGCCCAUCGGCCCAUCUCCAGCGAUCAACGUGCUAGCUUUUAAUGACAAAAUCAAAUGCCAGGCGCUGUCUUACGCUAACUGCACAGAGGAUCAAACUCAACUGGGAGUCACAUAAUCUCUCUUCAAAAGAUGGGAUAGUGUUUUCAGAUGAGUCCCUGCAGCACGCCAUGGAGAAAAAAGAGAGUGAGACGUACCGAGGAGAGAAGCCUGCCUCUGCCGGAGAUGACACUCUGGAUGAAUAUUUAAUUGACCUCCAGCACAAAAACAGAAUCCUAAAGCGCCUCAGAGUGAAAAAUCCAAGAGAGAUCGAAUUGGAGCAGCUGGAGCAAGGCUUCUCAAUUUAUCUGAACGGCGCUAAUGCUGAGUCCAGUAGGAAGCAGCUCAAGAACCCCAAAAACAAGCCAGAGGCCCCUCAGCCAGCCGGGAGGCCUGCACGCACAGCCGAUUUCUGGAUAAGCGCCCACCAUCUAACUGAAGAUAGCCGUAAUCCGGAUCAGUCGGGCAGGAAGAGGAGCCAGACUGCUCCAGCAAAGGUCCAGAGGAAAGAAUGGGUGCAGGGUUGUGUUAAAAUUCAAACCGAGCAUGGCCCAAGUUUGGAAAUAUCUCCAGCGACGUGCUACUCUGACGAUUUUGAGGCUUAUGAAAGUGUGAACAUGGAGCGCUCUAGUCUGCGCUCGCCAUGUAGUCCUCGGAGUCAAAGAGACGCCUGCAGGGUUUCUCGCUCCUUCAGCUCCAGAGCUGAGUGCCAGGAAGACCAGGGCAACCAGGAGCACAGCGAGAAGGUGCUCCUCAACCUCGAGGAAGUGAAGGUGUUGCGUCGGAGCCUGGAGGUUAGCAUGCGACGGAGCAGCAGCGGCUCAGCAGGGGAGGAGUCCGACGAGGAGUGGGUAGAGGAGCAGAUUGAGAGGGAUGAGAGCACCGAGAGUCUGGAUGAACUUGGGCUGCCUCUUUCCUCCUCCAAGUCCUCCACUCAUUCUCGGACAGGCGGGAGUCACGGCCAUUUUGACUCCGCAAACCUCAUUGUUCUGGACUUUGGCCCCUCACCUAAAGGUCGUAAACUUGAACGUUCUCUGUCUGCCAAGAGGAAUGAAAGUGUUGACCCCUUCAUACCCACUAAGCCUCUGUUGGUCAAGAGCAAAACAUUAGAUAGGCCUCCUUCUAAAGACAGCUGGGAUGAUCAGAGGCCGUGGAGUCGCACGGAAAGGCUCGUUUCGUCAUCCAGAAAGACUUCUGUUGAUGAGCGAGACCCUGAAGAGGUGGCGUUCAGUGUGUGCCAAGCCAUACAGAGAGAGAACACCCCAGUGAAGAGCCCUGAUCUCGUCUGGGGCCAUCAGACCACAAAUGGCCUUAAGCAACACAAAAAGGAUGAGAACAACAUCACUCGGGCCAUGCAGGGAAUAACGCUAAUGGGUCACAGGCAGCAGGAGAAACUCCUGAAAGCCUUGGUGGAACUGGAAGUUGGACCUAGGCACAAAAUCCCUCCCAGCGUCCAAACGGACAACAGCAAGCAGCCAAAAGGGCAGUCGUCAGCAGAGGUCACCCCGGCCUCGUACGUUACCAUGGAGAUUCUGUCCAACUGGGGAAAUGCGCUGCAGGUCGGGCUGACUGAGCUGCAGUUCUUCUGCCACAGAAACAAGAAGCUGUACGUAUCGCCUCAUGACCUGGACAUUAGGAACGUGGACUACCCGGGGAACCUGGGGGCUCUGGUGAACGGAAAUGUGAAGACCACUAAAGAGCGUCACAUGUGGACGUGCCCCUUCCACCCUCCCAUCCAGCUCUACUUCAUCAUCAGGAACACGGAGCACUCUCCAGAUUUUGGAAUAUCGUGUAUUAAAAUCUGGAACUACAACAGAAGCUUAAUGGACCUUGACAUCGGAGCUCGCCAUAUAAAGCUGUACCUUAACAGCACUCUGGUGUUUGAAGGGGAGCUGGAGAAGGGCUGUGGGAACCAGGUUUUUGACUACAGCACCACCGUUGAUCUGAAGGAUUUCCGCUCCUCUGACUCUUUGUUUUCCAGCCCCGUGUCUUCGGGACACAAUCUGCGGGGUGCGAGUCCUCAUCACAAUGAGGACAAGAAGGGUGGAGAGGGCAGUAGCACGCAGAGUUACCAAAGUUCGAUAGGCUCAUCAGACCCAGCAGGUCAGAAUAUGGUAGACAUGCAGGAGAAGUCCCUGACACCACUACCACCCAUCAGUACGGCUCGUCGCCCCUCAUCACAGAGAAGCUCGUUCGACCUUUGUGCUUCAGACGAACCUCAGUCCCCCAGGCAGCAGGCGGAGCAGACCGUCACCACCCAGCCCUCCUCCUGUCGGGUCACCCCCCAGUGGCUUCAGCCCAUGAGCAGAGGAGCUCCAGAGGGCUGUGAGGCCAGCAGGGAAAAGCCCCGCUGGCUGGUACCGCAGCACUCAGAAACCAAACCAUCACCUUCUGCUUCCUCCUCCUCCAUGCUCUCAGAGCUGCCCUGUAACCCAGGACGGGUGUGCAGGGGGGUUGAUAGGACAAUGAAUGGAGGUCAGUGGAAGGAUGAGUCAUUGGACCUGGGCUGCGACCUGCUGGGGGAACUGGGAGAGCCGAAACCAGACAGGCCCAUCAGUGGGCGUAGGAGCUCAUUCAGAAAGCCACCAGCCAGUGCCAGACAGUCGGAGGAGCAGCCGCACAAAGCUGCAGCCGCCACAAGCAUCGUUUCUCAGCGAGAUGGUGUCUAUGUCCAGCAGUCAUCAGGCAAGAGGCAGAGGACACCAUGGACAGGGGAGCCGGUGUCUUUGGUGAACUCCAGCAGGAGGCAGAGCAGUGCUCGGGCCCAGCUCCACAGCCAGCAGGACCACACUCUGAUGGAGUCCUGGGACUCUCUCACCAAGUUCAACCUGUGCCAGCGAGGACGCGUCUCCAAUGUGGGCUUUGAAAGAGACAUCUUUGAUGAGUUCCUUCAGCGACAGGGCCGAGGUCCCCCUACACUCCCAGCUACCCCCUUCACCACACCCAGAAGUCCCCUUUCCUCCCUAAACCCCCAGGGGCUGCUAGCUGACGGCCCUGAGGAGGGUUCGUUCAUGGAGCGGGAGGACGAGUUUGAGAUCCCAGUUUUGCCGCAGGGCCAGAGGCUGGUCAUCAACAUUUUAUCCACAUGGGGGGACAGACAUUAUGUAGGUCUCAAUGGGCUGGAGGUGUUCAGCUCCAGCGGAGAGCCUCUUCAGCCGGCGCAAAUCUACGCUGACCCUCCUGACAUCAACAUUCUCUCAGCUUAUGGUAAGGAUCCGCGCGUGGUCACCAACCUGAUCGACGGGGUCAACCGCACUCAGGACGACAUGCACCUCUGGCUGGCGCCAUUCACCCCCAACUGCAACCACGCCAUCUUCCUGGACUUUGGAGCUCCCCAGCAAAUCGCCAUGAUUCGAGUCUGGAACUACAACAAGUCACGCAUCCACUCAUUCCGCGGCGUGAAAGAGGUGGAGAUGAUGCUGGAUGGAAGAUGCAUCUUCAGGGGAGAAAUUGCUAAAGCCUCUGGAACUCUGACUGGAGGUUUGGAACAGUUUGGGGACACCAUCCUUUUCACCACUGAUGAUGAGAUCCUGGAGGCAAUUUCUUGUUACGAUGAAACGUUCCUCAACGAAGGGGAGAGUCCUGAGAGCUUGGUUUAUGAAGAGGAGCUGCAGCGACCUCGUACUGCUGAUGGGGAGGGAGAGGAGAGACCUUUCACUCAGGCUGGCUUCAGAGAGGAAGACCUCACUUUGAAGCUUCAGCUGAAUCCCACCGUGAGCCAGUCUGAGGAGAACGUGGACCACAUUCCUGGGAUGUACACUGGAAAGUGCCUUAUGCUGGAGCUGGUGACGACGUGGGGAGACCACCACUACAUGGGCCUGACAGGACUGGAGGUGGUGGGGAAGGACGGUGAGAGUUUACCUUUAGAUCUCAGCAUGAUGACCGCCUCACCAAGGGACCUGAACGACCUGCCGGAGUAUGAAGAUGACCUACGCACGCUGGAUAAACUCAUCGAUGGCCACAACAUAACCACCGAUGACCACCACAUGUGGAUGAUCCCUUUCUCCAACGGAGAGGCUCAUGUCUUGAACAUUUCCUUCAGCAAAGCCCAAACCAUCGCUGGGCUCCGAGUCUGGAACUACAACAAGUCACCUGAGGACUCCUACAGAGGGGUGAAAGUCCUCCAUUUGUACAUAGACAACGUCCCCGUCUCCCCAAGGGAGGGAUUCCUAAUCCGGAAAGGCCUGGGAAACUGUCACUUUGACUUUGCCCAGGAGAUCCUUUUCAUCAACUUCCUUCAGACCCCCGAUAAGAGCCAGCAAGACUCCCAGAGAGGAAGCUGUAAGAAGCAAGAGCAGGCCAGCAUGGACUAUGAAGCUCCCAUCAUGCCUUGUGGCUUCAUCUUUCAGCUGCAGCUGUUAACAACCUGGGGAGACCCAUACUACAUUGGGCUGAACGGCCUGGAGUUUUAUGACCAGAACCACGACAAGAUCAGUCUCACCGACAACAACAUUGCUGCUUUCCCAGACAGCGUCAACGUUUUGGACAAUGUGAGUGGUGACGUAAGGACUCCUGAUAAACUAAUAGAUGGGGUCAGUGACACCUACGAUGGCCGACACAUGUGGCUGGCCCCGGUCCUGCCUGGAACGGUGAAUCAUGUGUACGUCAUCUUUGACCAGCCAGUGACCGUCUCCAUGAUCAAACUGUGGAACUACUCCAAGACACCGCAGAGAGGAGUGAAGGAGUUUGGGCUGCUGGUGGAUGACCUCUUGGUGUAUAAUGGCGUCUUGGACAUUGUGAGUCAUGUAGCAAGAGGCAUCCUACCCACCUGUGACCCGGAGGUGCCCUACCACACCAUCCUGUUCACCGAUGACAUCUACAUCACACACCGUGAGAGGAACUCCGUCAUCGGCCCCUGUGACAGCAGACACCACCAACAUAACCAAGUGGAGGAUCAGGAUGUGAUGAUGACCAAUGAGAAUCAGAUUGUUUAUCACAACAAGAAGAAGCAGGCGGCAGAUCCAGCUCUCCGGCCUAAAACCUGCAUGACUGAUGGUGGGAAACACGGGAGGAGGAGAUACUAAAGAGACGUGGUUAAAUUAUUCAGAGUGUAGAACUGAACAAGAGAACCUACAGCUCCUCUCUCGGUAGGCGACUUUCGAAAAACCUUUUUAUUAAAUCUCCAAGCAACCACGAGGGAGGACUGUGCUCGGACUAUUGGUUUACACACACACAGUGAAUUCCACUCUGUUCUGUCCUCCUUUUCUGUGAAAACACCCCCCACAGAUGCAUGACACAUACACGUUAUCCCGCCCACGGUGCCAGGAGAGUUUUGUGAGGCUGCGUUUGAUCAGCCGCGUUAUCGUGCCUCUAGUACUGAACACUAAACCUGUGGCUGCUAUCUGUGACUCGUGCUGCGUAUGCUAAUGCUACUUUUGGCAUGUAAAUACUCCUUAAAAACAAACUUCAACGCCAGAGGAAGAUGCACACAUCAGGAUGUUGUUAAAUGUAACUUAACUACUGACGAGCCAAAUGAUCAUAGCCUGAAAGAUGCAAAAACCUCAUCAGUGCAUCUCCUCUUGAAGCUAUGCAGCUCGUUUUUAUGGCUGUUAGAGAGUUGGCUGCAAUCCUCCACAGCAGGUUUGAAUUUAAAGUGCGUUUGGAAAGAUUUGUACCUUUUUAAGGCGAUCGCAAUGGCUUGUGUAAUAAAAAAAAUGUCAUUUCAGUAUAUUUCAACCUUAAAAGGAUUUAAUUUAUGCAAAGCUUUGUAUAAAACUACCUGUCUUCACUUCAGUCUGCUUGGCUCUGAUUAGGAAAAGGCUGUUAGCAAUCCAAGUGGCCUUGAUCAAAGGUGGAGGUAAAUGUUUUGUUUUAAAUAAAAACGUUUUUUUACAAAGAUUUUUUUUAUGUAGAUAAGCAACCUCUAAUAUGCAAAUCCUAAUAUCUUACCUCAAAUGAAAAUGUAUGUUUAAAAAGAGGACACGUGGUUCCACCUUCACUAUAACUUAGUAAUCUGGUGUGCUUUCGUAAAUAUUUAACACAUUGCAUGGAAGGUUCUUCUCAAGAGUCGAUGUUUUAAUCUGAAAAUGGUCUUUUUAGUUUUUACCAUCUGAUCAUAUCACUUCACACUCCCCCACACCUGGGAGUACCAAUGUAUGAAAUGCAGGUUUAUGUAUUUUAUUUCCCAACAUCCCACAGGAACAACGAUCAUCAGAUCUGCUCCUCAGGGUGGCGGCUGUUGUCCGACGUCGAGCGUUUUCAAAUAUUUAUUUUUCUAAUCUUUAUGUAUAUUUGAUGUAAGUUUAUUUUAAUAAAAUGUAAACAAUUCAA
Messenger RNA from Nothobranchius furzeri (turquoise killifish), 6470 nucleotides. RefSeq names its product katanin interacting protein (gene katnip). The record is from RefSeq and is a predicted model, not a curated record. NCBI's taxonomy places the organism in Eukaryota, Metazoa, Chordata, Actinopteri, Cyprinodontiformes, Nothobranchiidae.